ACAAAUAUAUUUUUAAAAAAAUAUAGCUACAAUUAUUAAUUUCAUGAUGCAACAAGCACUUCCUUACAAGUCAUCAUGUUUACCUAUAACACUACGAGUUCAUCCAAAUGAUCGUCAUCAUCGUGUAAGUACCAGCAAUUCAUCAUUGUACGUUAAAGGUUCAAAAGAGGAAUUGAAUAACGUUGUUAAGGAUAACGCGGUUAUAGUUGUGGGAAGACGAGGUUGUUGUAUGAGCCAUGUUGUCAAGCGUUUACUUCAUUGUCUCGGAGCCAAUCCUGCUAUUUAUGAAAUCGAGGAAGAGGACGAAAAUGAAGUCGUUGAUGAGUUGGAGAAUAUAAUUGUCGCCGGAGGUGGUGAUCGGAAAGAGACCGGACGGUUGCAGUUUCCGGCGGUGUUCGUCGGAGGGGAGCUGUUUGGUGGAUUGGAUCGGAUUAUGGCGGCUCAUAUAACCGGCGAGUUGACUCCUGUAUUGAAAAAGGCUGGAGCCUUGUGGCUUUGAAUUAUUUAUUUCUCUUUUUUUUUUCUUUUCUUUUUUGGUGUUUUGGGAAAUAAAUCAAACUUGGUAGAUGUGGAAAUACAAGAUUUUAGUUAAGGGUAGGUUCAAUUUUUAUAAUACAAUUAUAAAUGAUGUUCCACUCAAGUUCGAUAUUC
Messenger RNA from Solanum tuberosum (potato), 651 nucleotides. RefSeq names its product glutaredoxin-C9-like. NCBI's taxonomy places the organism in Eukaryota, Viridiplantae, Streptophyta, Magnoliopsida, Solanales, Solanaceae. The transcript has a single exon. The record is from RefSeq and is a predicted model, not a curated record. Bases 44 to 499 code for a protein of 151 amino acids.